AUGCCUCACACUGGUGGCAUCAACGUCGGCAAUAUGCCAAACUUUCUAUCAAACAGCAUGACUACUGUCAAUUCAUCUUACGCUUCCAAAACUCCAAGCGUCAGUACCACUGAGAUACAUUCGCCUACGCAAACCACACCACAGGAAAAGACCAAGCCAUUGCCAUCUCAACGAUGCAUGGACCAGGCUAGGCCUCUUAAGGUCAUCUACAUUGGCGGUGGCAUUUCGGGUAUCUGUGGUGCCAUCGAGUUCCGCAAGCAAGUGCCAGAUGUAGAUCUGGUCAUCUACGAGAAAAACCCCGACCUCGGUGGAACAUGGUUUGAGAAUAGAUACCCUGGCUGCGCAUGUGAUGUUCCAGCGCACGCUUACCAGUUGACCUACGAGUCCUCACCAAGAUGGAGUUCCUUCUUCGCAUCAGCGCCCGAGAUCCUCCAAUAUUGGAAAGAUGUUGCCACGAAAUACGACAUUAGGAAGCACAUGCGCUUCCAACAAAAGUGCAUUGGUGCACGGUGGAGUGAAACGACCAACAAGUGGUAUGUGCAGCUCAAGAACUUGACCACAGGCGAGGAGUACCAAGACUCUGCCGACGUUCUUGUUACAGGAGAAGGUGACAAAUCUGUCGCCGUCAUUGGAUCCGGCAGCAGUGGUCUUCAAAUUGUGCCUGCGCUAUUGCCCGAUGUCAAGCACAUGGACCACUACGUCCGCGGCCGCUCUUGGAUCGUGGGACUUUUCGGAGAUCCAGAGACACGGCAGAGAAUCCAACAAGCAGGCGGCAACUUCAACUACACUGCCAAUGAAGUGAAGAAAUGGGAGACAGACCGCGAAUCAUACCUUGCAUACAGACGAGCCAUCGAGUACAACAUCAACAAGAACUUUGGAGUGCUCUUCCGUGGAUCCAAGGAACAGACCAACCUUCGCCAACUGGCUCAAGACUCGAUGAUGCAGAGACUCAAAGACAAGCCGGAAAUCUACGAUCAUUUGUUACCCGAGUUUUCGCCUUACUGCAAGCGUAUGUCGCCUGGGCCAGGAUACCUUGAGGCUUUGGCGUCCCCCAAGGUGAACACUAUCACCUGCGGUAUCUCUAAAAUCGAUGCGACUGGUGUUUACACUACAGAUGGAGAGCAUCACCCUGUUGACGCUAUCGUUUGUGCGACUGGUUUCCAGACCUCUCCCGCCAGCAGAAGUUUCCCCAUUUAUGGUGUGGACGGUGUGAACCUACGAGAACGCUUUCAAAAGCGCCCAGAAACAUACCUGAGUGUCUGCACAGAUGGAUUUCCCAACUUCUUCCAGUCAAUGGGUCCCAAUUCGAUGCCCGGAGCGGGCAGUCUGCUCCUUGUCAUCGAAAAGACAAAUUUCUACAUCGGCAAGAUCCUAGCACGCAUGGCGUUCGACAACAUCGUUCGAAUCGAACCCAAGCGCAACAUGGUCCAAGCCUUUACCAACUACUGCGACGAAUUCUUCAAACAAACUGUGUUUGCAGAAGAGUGCAAUUCUUGGUACAAGACGUACGAACAGGGCGCGUCUCGUGAGGAGCAAAAGAGAGGUCGUAUAACAGCUUUGUGGCCUGGAAGUAGUCUUCACUGCGUUCGCACAAUGAGUAAUCCUCGCUGGGAGGAUUUUGAGUACAAGUACUGCGAUGAUAAUGAGUUUGGCUGGUUUGGAAAUGGGUGGACGUUGGCGGAGAAGUACGUGACGGAGGAGUUGGAGUCGUUGACUUGGUAUCUGAAUGAUACGAAGAUUAUGGACAAGGUUGGGAAAGAGAACAAAUUGUAG
Messenger RNA from Fusarium pseudograminearum CS3096, 1773 nucleotides. RefSeq lists its product as uncharacterized. The transcript is spliced from 4 exons. The record is from RefSeq and is a predicted model, not a curated record. Lineage: Eukaryota; Fungi; Ascomycota; Sordariomycetes; Hypocreales; Nectriaceae. Bases 1 to 1773 code for a protein of 590 amino acids.